AUGCCGAUAUUACCAGAUCACUCCCGUGAGAUUACCACUCUGCUCGAAAAGGUGCAUGCCCACCUCAAAGAUGUUGAGGCAGACCCAGCGCAACCGCUUAACGAAGAGCUCUUGAACCAGGUCAGGAUCUUUAUAACCAGUCGGUCAACUCAGAAGCCGGCUUCAUCUUCGUAUGCUAACUUCUCAGACUCCAUCUACCCUCCUGCGACUCCGGUGAAAGACAUUCUCAACCAGCUCUCCCGCCUCCUACCCACUCUACAACAAGAUCCGGCUCCUGUCACCGAGCUGACCACCUCACUUAUCAGCCUACCAGGCUUCACCUUCCGAGAUGCCCUCAAUAUCGACCCUCCUGUUCAAUUCACGCUUGCCCUCAAAUCAGAUGUUCCAGCAAUAUCGCUUAUGAUACUAGAAAUAUUGGGCAAAGUAUCCAAAAGCCAAGUUGACAUAAAUUGGGUAGCGGGGAAGCGGGACAUAGUGCAGUCCCUUAUACAACUCUGGCUGCGUGCGAGCGACACGGGGGUUUCGCAAGUUGCCGGCAAAGUCUUUUCGAAACUUUUGAACGGGCCAAAGGAAGAGAAGCCCACGGGUCAUGUGGAUGCUACGCUGGACCAGAAUCUCAUGUGGCGGCGGGUGUUCAGGGAUCGGGAUGUAUACCGAACGUUUUACGAAGAGUGCACAUUAUCCAAUGUCGGGCAGGAUGGACAAUUGAGCCGUGGAAGAAAGACCAUUGCGCAGGGUCGAUUGCAAGACUGGCUCCUCGAUGUCAGUGUGGACGUCGUCAGGACGACACAAAUCUCUGACGUCGAGAAACAAUACGGUGUUGGAGAUGGAGGACUACUCGAGUUUGCGGCCGCUCGAAUGGUAGAUUAUGAAGAAGACGAUCUGAUGAGAUCGACGUUGAUCCAUUUCUGUACCAACUUGGUUGAGCAGGGCAGAAGUGAGGAGCUUGAUUCAAUGAACGACUUGGCCUUUCUCAAGAAAUAUGGCAUGCAUCAUACGUGCAUGUCUUACUUUCUUGACUUAAACGGAGGCCACAGCUCAUGGACCCUUGAAAACUCAGCUUCUUACAUUGCUACGUACACUAAAAGCUACCAAAAGGAUUUUCUCCGCAACCCGGCGCUGUCAACGAGUAUUGUGGAGCUCAUACUACAGCAACUUGCAAAUUCUCAUACCCUUCGAAAUGACCAUUCGAUCGUCCUAGCAGCUCUACCAAGGUUUCUACUACUUAGGAAUGGCGGAGAAUCAGUUUUGAAUCGGCUGCCAUCUCAUAAAUCAUACCCCCAGACCGUGAAAAUGCUUGCCAAAGUAUUCGGUCACUCCGAUCAUGUGGAUGAUCGAAUCGCUGCACGCGCGCUCUAUUACCUCUACGCAAAAGUGCACCCUGACUUAUGGGAAGACAUCGUCCAGCUGGCUUCUACCGCUGCCCUCUUCGAAGGUGCAGUAGCCGCAAACCAGCUUAUCGGGAAUGUCAUCAGUGCGGAGUGGGAGCGCCUGCCCGAAACGUUCCAAAAAUCACAGCUUUUUGCAGGCCUGACAGAGGAAGGCCUAGCUAGGAAAUGCAACAACGGCCGUUCACUACCCCAACAUAGUACCGAAGUCAUUCUCUCAGCACCAGCACUGCAGACCGUUGUUCCAUAUCUCAUGCAAAGACCCCAAGAAGCCGACAAAAAGAGGUAUCAGAAUAUGUCAAGUGAGCAUAGAGAAGUCACGGAGGAGCUUGGAAAAGUGAGACAUAUCGCACUGCGCAUGCUUUUGAUCCAGGUGAAAGGGAUGCCACGAUCAGAGGACGUCGACAAGAUUACGCAAGCCAUGGAAAGGCGUUGGGAAGAAGGUCCGAUGGGGUAUGGCGCUGACUCAGGAGGGGAAGCUACGUUCUAUGGUGCUCUUGGCGGUCUUUGA
Molecule: messenger RNA, 1899 nt
Organism: Bacidia gigantensis
Lineage: Eukaryota; Fungi; Ascomycota; Lecanoromycetes; Lecanorales; Ramalinaceae
Exons: 1
Coding region: 1-1899 (632 amino acids)
Source: RefSeq, a predicted model, not a curated record